Limanda limanda (common dab) is the source of this 2418-nucleotide messenger RNA. RefSeq names its product protocadherin gamma-A12-like. The transcript has a single exon. Gene Ontology annotation, cellular component: plasma membrane. Gene Ontology annotation, biological process: homophilic cell-cell adhesion. Lineage: Eukaryota; Metazoa; Chordata; Actinopteri; Pleuronectiformes; Pleuronectidae. The record is from RefSeq and is a predicted model, not a curated record. Gene Ontology annotation, molecular function: calcium ion binding. Bases 1 to 2418 code for a protein of 805 amino acids.
AUGCACAAACGGUGCAUUAUUCAAAGCUGCGGCUUUGUCUUUUUCUUUGUUAUGGUGCAGUACGCACACGGAGACCUGAGCUAUUCGUUACAGGAGGAGCUGAAGCGCGGAUCUGUUAUUGGGAAUAUCGCUAAGGAUCUCGGACUGGAAGUGGGAAGACUAUCUGCUCGCAAAGCUCGUGUUGACAUGGAGGGAAACGAAAGAGAGUAUUGUGGAAUUAAUCUUCGAAGCGGGGAUUUAUCGGUUGCGGAAAGAAUAGACAGAGAGGAGCAUUGUGGAGAAAAGCCUUCGUGCGUUCUGAAAUUUGACUUGCUCCUGGAGAAUCCUUUGGAGUUACACCGGUUGUCUCUGCAGGUGCAGGACGUGAACGACAAUGCACCAAUUUUCCCGAAGGAUACAGUCAAGCUGGAAAUAGGAGAGUCAGCUGUCAGAGGAGCUAAGUAUCGCAUAAACGCAGCUCACGAUGCAGACAUAGGCAAGAAUUCAGUUGAAAGCUAUAUUUUGGAACAAAACCCUCACUUUGUGUUUAGUAUUCAGACGACAAGUGCAGGAAGUAAAUAUGGUGAAUUGAUUUUAAAUAAGGAGCUAGACCGAGAGGAGCAGCAGGAAAUGAAAUUAUUGCUCACGGCUGUGGAUGGUGGCUCUCCUCAGAGAUCCGGGACUAUGGCGAUACACGUCAUUGUACUAGAUGCUAAUGAUAACGCCCCGGUGUUUACUGAGGCCGUUUUUACAGCCACAUUACCAGAAAACUCGCAUUUGAAAACCAAAAUUAUCACCGUAAGUGCAUCAGACGCAGACGAAGGUGUCAAUGGAGAGGUUACAUAUGAAUUUAGCCGACUCUCUGAUAAAUCAAAAAAGAUGUUUUCACUGGAUGAGAAAUCGGGAGAAAUCAGCGUGACAGGCGAGAUAGAUUAUGAAGACGGAUCCAAAUAUGAAGUGUUUGUCGAGGCUAAAGAUGGUUAUGGGCUGUCUUCAGAAGCUAAAGUGAUUAUUGAUAUUACUGAUGUGAAUGACAAUGCUCCAGUUAUUUAUCUAAAGUCACUGACCCACCCCAUACCUGAGAACGCGUCACCUGGUUCAGAGGUGGGGAUCGUUAACGUGCAGGACAGAGACUCUGAGAGUAACAGACAGGUUCGCUGCUCCAUUCAGCAAAAUGUCCCUUUUAAGUUAGUUCCUUCGAUUAAAAACUAUUAUUCUCUGGUGACCACAGGACAACUGGACCGUGAACUAGUGUCAGAUUACAACAUUACAAUCACUGCCACUGACGAGGGCUCUCCACCUCUGUCCUCCUCUAAAACUGUUCAGUUAUCUGUCGCUGACAUCAACGACAACCCACCUGUGUUUGAGGAACAGUCCUGCAGCGCAUAUGUGACUGAAAAUAACAAACCUGGCUCCACUUUAUGUUCCGUUACUGCUCGAGACCCCGACUGGAGACAGAACGGCACAGUGGUGUAUUCUCUGUUACCUGGUGAGGUGAACGGUGCCUCGGUGUCCUCCUAUCUAUCAGUUAACGGAGACACGGGGGUGAUCCACGCUGUGAUGUCGUUUGAUUAUGAACAGUUCAGGAGCUUUAAAGUCCACGUGAUGGCCAGAGACAACGGUUCUCCUCCGCUCAGCAGCAACGUGACAGUCAGCGUCUUCAUAUCGGAUGUGAACGACAACUCUCCUCAGAUACUGUACCCCGCCCCGGAGGGCAACUCCUUCAUGACCGAGCUGGUCCCCAAAGCUGCACACGGAGGCUCUCUGGUGUCCAAAGUGAUCGCAGUGGACGCGGACUCCGGACAGAACGCCUGGCUGUCCUAUCAAAUAGUCAAAUCCACUGAUCCGGGACUUUUCACUAUUGGUGUCCACAGCGGAGAGGUCAGGACACAGCGGGACAUUUCUGAAUCUGACAGCAUGAAACAGAACCUUAUUGUGGCGGUGAAAGAUAACGGACAGCCCUCUCUGUCUGCCACCUGUUCCAUGUAUUUACUUAUUUCUGAUAACUUGGCUGAGGUGCCAGAGCUGAAGGAUAUUUCUUAUGAUGAGAAGAAUUCAAAACUGACCUCCUACCUGAUCAUAGCACUGGUCUCUGUCUCCACCUUUUUUCUGACCUUCAUCAUCAUUAUCCUGGGUGUGAGGUUUUGUCGCAGGAGAAAGCCCAGAAUGUUGUUUGACGGAGCUGUCGCCAUCCCCAGUGCUUAUCUCCCUCCUAAUUACGCAGAUGUUGACGGCACAGGAACUUUACGCAGCACUUACAAUUAUGACGCCUACCUGACAACAGGUUCAAGAACCAGUGACUUUAAGUUUGUGACAUCUUACAAUGACAACACACUGCCUGCUGACCAGACUCUGAGGAAAAGUCCUUCUGACUUUGGUCAUGCCUUUGGAGACUGUGAUUCUUCUCCUGAGGUAAGACCGGCUGUCAUAUUCUGCUAA